Molecule: messenger RNA, 1980 nt
Organism: Encephalitozoon cuniculi GB-M1
Lineage: Eukaryota; Fungi; Microsporidia; Unikaryonidae
Exons: 1
Coding region: 1-1980 (659 amino acids)
Source: RefSeq, marked provisional
AUGGAAGGUUCGAGUAACGAUAAUCAAAGUAACGAAUGCGAUAAAUACGAAGCCAUAGAGAUGAUUCUUAAGCGCACAGAGGAAAUGCUUUCCCGGGAAACAAGAUCCGAAUCCGACUACACGAACAUAAAAUUCAAUUUUAAAAAAAAAAGCGGAAUAUACCGUAUUGAAAUUGAUAAUGCUCUUUCAGCUCUUAUAAAAAGUCUUUCCAGUAUUGAUAAGAAGCUUGAGGAAGCUAAGGAAUGCUUAUGUUCAUGGCCCGCAAAGAAAAUUAUAAAAGCUUGUAGCAGCCUUGAGGAAACAGUUAAGGAGUCAGAAAAACAUUAUGAAAGUCUUGUAAAGGAGCUUUCUAAAUAUCAGAAUACCCCACACAUCCCAUGUGGAGGAGUUUGUGGGAGUAACGGUGCCGAAUGCCGAAAGCCAAAAAAAGAAAGAGUUGAUAAUGCCUUAGAAUUUAUUUCGCCGUAUUAUAGGGCUACUAUAAGUGGCAAGGAUUUUAAGAUAUGCAAAAUCAAUCCUGACGACUUAGAAGGCUACGUUGAAGAAAUCAAAGGGAAGAUUGAGAAUGAAAAGAGACGUCUAAACGUCUGUGAGAAUCUUAGGAAAGCAAUCUGUAAUAUUACCGGAGAUGUAGAUUUUAUGGAUUCUCAUUCGGGAGGGAAAGUGUCUAGUGAAACAACUUAUUUUAAUACUAAGGAGUACAGAGAACUUUUAGAUAGUUUCAGUAAUAGAAUUGGGGAGUUUUUAGGUAAUUAUCAAAAAUAUCAUGAGAAGAAACGAAAAGGUGUUCUUAAUAUCUUUCAUAGUGGAUAUAGUUUAUUGCAGGAUCUGAAACAAAUAGAAGAAAUUCAAAAUGAUCUUUCCAAAUUUUGGAGAAGUAUACUAACUUCCCGGGGCUACCCUCCCCAGAAACCAUCUCAGUUGAAGUAUUCCAGAAGUUUAGGAGACAUGCGGGUGCUCGAUUCCUCUUCCUCGCGCCCUGGAUUACCACUGAGCGGCGCGGCCUCAUAUCCUUAUUUAGUGAAGAAGGAGGGUUACCAUCCAUUAGAAGAAACGGUAGCAGCAUCAAACCGCACCUUCUCCCUGUCUGGAUUGAAGUAUUCCAGAAGUUUAGGAGACAUGCGGGUGCUCGAUUCCUCUUCCUCGCGCCCUGGAUUACCACUGAGCGGCGCGGCCUCAUAUCCUUCUUUAGUGAAGAAAGAGGGUUACCAUCCAUUGAAAAAGACGGUAACAGCACCAAGCAUCUUCCUGCCUGAUACUCCUGUUAGAGAGUUCCUCGGUAAAGACUAUUUUCUUGUGCUCUAUUGCCUUAUGUCCUUAGGCUUAAUAACACUUCAAAUCGCUGUUAGAGAAGUUAAUGGAUCCAAGAAAAUGAUGGAAAUAAUGGGGAAGAUAUCCUAUGUGGUAUCUAUAUUUGGGCCAAUUAUACAUGGGAUAUGGAUAUUAGCAAACGAGAACUAUGACAAGGGGGUAGAAGAAGUAAUAGGUAGAAAUUGGAACGUGAUUGGAAGCAUGUUUCCUAUGCUCUUUGGGCUUAAGGAUAUCAAGCAUAUAAAGAACGGGGAGUUAUGGACAUCAAAUGGCGAAGCAGUAACAGCAAUUGGAGGGCAUGGAAUAAUAACAGCAAUGGGGAUAGUCAUGGUAUAUGCACAAAGUCUUGGAAAAAAGGACUGGAGAGUAUCUAGAAGACAAAUAGCUGUGUUCACUCUUGGAAACAUCCUGAUGGGAUCAGCAUACAUUGUGAAAUAUGCCAUGCCAUCUGUUGAGGAUCGAAAUCAUCUCGUUCGUGUUGGAUACGUUACCUUUGCACUUAUAUUAUGUUUAGUAGUUAUAGUGGAAGGAGGAAAAAAAGUAGAAAGUGAAAGAAUGGGAUGGAUACUUAAGUCCCAAUGGAUUAUAGGCUCUGGAUUUGUUGUUCUUGGAUUACAGAAUCUUGAGCCACAUUGCUUUCGAUAUGUCAAAGGUAGGUGUACGGCGUGA